Pseudopipra pipra is the source of this 3356-nucleotide messenger RNA. It is a transcript of the gene AIFM3, whose product is annotated as apoptosis inducing factor mitochondria associated 3. NCBI's taxonomy places the organism in Eukaryota, Metazoa, Chordata, Aves, Passeriformes, Pipridae. The record is from RefSeq and is a predicted model, not a curated record. The transcript has 21 exons. Gene Ontology annotation, biological process: execution phase of apoptosis. Gene Ontology annotation, cellular component: cytoplasm; mitochondrion. The coding region runs from base 240 to 2156 and encodes 638 amino acids. Gene Ontology annotation, molecular function: 2 iron, 2 sulfur cluster binding; oxidoreductase activity, acting on NAD(P)H; flavin adenine dinucleotide binding.
GGAGCGGGAGAGAGGGGUCCACCCAGCGGCACUCCCCGUCCGGCCGCUGGAGCCGGGUUCUGCCCGGGCCGAGGACAUGGCUGCUGCUUUCCCCGCUGGGGACUCAGACAGCAUCGAAGGGCACGUGGGAUCGACGCCGGAGCCGAGACACGCGAGCUGGCCGUGUACCAUGCGAGGAUGUGCCCGCACCCUUGGUGACCUGCCCGCCCCUGGCCCCGCUGCCUAUCCCGCACGGCGCCAUGGGAGGAUGCUUCUCCAAGCCCAAACCAGUUGAAGUGAAAAUUGAAGUUGUGAUACCUGAGAAGGAGAGAAGCAAGGAGGAGAUGUCACCCAAUGGGAAAGCCAGCCCCCUGAUCUACAAAGUCAAUGGAACUGCCCGGCACUACCACCUCGAGGAACAUCCAAUUGCCAGCAAUCCCUACCACAACCCAAAGGACAUGGUGGAAGCAUCCGUUUGCCAUGUGAAGGACCUGGAGAAUGGACAGAUGAGGGAAGUGGACCUGGGCUGUGGGAAGGCUCUGCUCAUCAAGGAGAGUGGUGAGUUCCACGCCGUGGGACACAAGUGUCCCCACUAUGGGGCUCCACUGGUCAAAGGGGUUUUGUCCAAAGGAAGAGUCCGCUGUCCCUGGCAUGGAGCUUGCUUCAACAUCGGCACAGGUGACAUUGAGGACUUUCCCGGCUUGGAUAGUUUACCCAGGUUCCAGGUGAAGAUUGAGAAGGAGAAGGUGUACAUCCGAGCAAGCAAGCAGGCUCUUCAGACACAGAAGAGGACAAAGAUGAUGGCAAAGUGCAUCUCCUUGAGCAACUACAACCUGAGCAGUACCAACGUGCUGAUCAUUGGUGCAGGGGCAGCUGGGCUGGUCUGUGCAGAGACUUUGCGCCAGGAAGGUUUCUCUGACCGGAUUGUCAUGUGCACAAUGGACAGACACUUGCCCUACGACAGACCAAAGCUCAGUAAGUCAAUGGAUUCCCACCCUGAGCAGAUUGCCCUGCGCCCCAAGGAGUUCUUCUGCACCUAUGACAUCGAAGUCCUGACUGAAAUGCAGGUUGCAGCUGUGGAUAUCAAGAGCAAGAUAGCCGUGUUCAAAGAUGGGUUUAAGAUGGAAUACAACAAGCUGCUGAUAGCGACUGGAAACAUGCCCAAAGCUCUCAGCUGCAAAGGCAAGGAGAUGGAAAAUGUUUUCAACAUCCGGACGCCCGAAGAUGCCAACCGUGUGGUAAAGCUGGCCACGAGCAAGAACGUGGUUAUCGUGGGAGCAUCCUUCCUGGGGAUGGAGGUGGCUGCCUACCUUGCGGAGAGGGCCCACUCGGUGUCCCUGGUGGAGCUGGAGGAAGUCCCCUUCAAGAAGUUCUUUGGGGAGAGGGUUGGCCGUGCUGUCAUGAAGAUGUUCGAGAGCAACAGGGUGAAGUUCUACAUGCAGACAGAAGUGUCAGAGCUGCGGGAGCAGGAGGGGAAGCUCAAGGAGGUUGUGCUGAAGAGUGGGAAGGUCCUGCGUGCCGACGUGUGUGUUGUUGGUGUUGGUGCAGUUCCAGCAACGGGCUUCCUCAAGCAGAGUGGCAUCAAUAUCGAUUCCAAGGGCUUCAUUGUGGUCAACAAGGUGAGCCCAGGGGCAGCCCCUGUGGGAGGGAGAGCAGGAGGAACUGGGUCACCUCUCCUCACAGAAGAGCUUCCCGGGGACUCCAAACUGCUGCCACAGAUGAUGCAGACCAACAUCCCCGGGGUCUUUGCUGCUGGAGACGCUGUCACGUUUCCGUUGGCCUUGAGGAAUAACAAGAAGGUGAACGUCCCCCACUGGCAGAUGGCCCACAUGCAUGGCCGUAUCGCUGCACUCAACAUGCUGGCCCAUGGCACAGAGAUCAACACUGUCCCAUAUUUGUGGACUGCUAUGUUUGGGAAGAGCAUCCGGUAUGCGGGCCAUGCGGAAGGAUUCGAUGAUGUUGUCAUUCAGGGAGAUUUAGAUGAACUGAAGUUCGUGGCAUUUUAUACCAAGAGCGAUGAGGUGGUGGCUGUGGCCAGCAUGAACUACGACCCGAUCGUCUCCAAGGUGGCUGAGGUCCUGGCUGCUGGCAGGACCAUCCGGAAGCGCGAUGUGGAGCUGUUUGUCCAUCAUGGCAAAACUGGAGACAUGUCCUGGCUAACAGGGAAAGGCUCCUAAUACUGCUGGUGGCCGUGCCGUCCUGAUGCUGCACUUGCUGUGGGGAGACAGGACAGCAGCUCCACAACCCGGUGGGAAACCCAUGGCUCAGCCAUUUCCCUUUGAGACCUGGAUGAACCCAUGCCUGACACUGUGCACUGACCUUCCCAGGAGGACCUCCUAUGGCACCUCUGCCCCGGUGCUUGCUGGGCUAGGGCUCUGUUAUUGCAAUUCCCGUGGGACUAGAAAAGCAGCCCUCAGAGACUGUGGGGUUUGGCUGUGGCAAUGGGCAUUGGUGCCAUGUGGCUCCAGAUGCUGCCAUUGGGCUGAGGAUCUCCAGGCAGAUCUGCCCCAUGCACGUCCCUCACCUCUGUAACCAGCAUGAGUGCCUUUGGGUGCUCCUGUGCUUUCAUGCAUGAUGCUCCUUCCCAAAUUCUCUUCGCUCCCAGCACAGUUCUGAUGUGCAUCCCCACAGAGCCUGACAUCUGCUCCCUCCUUGCUUGGUUGCAGGGUUUGCCACGGCUCUGCCUGUGCUCACCCACUCUAGGGGGCAUCUGGGUGGGCAGGAGGUGGGGUCACACCGGGGGGUCUCUGUUCAGCCUGUGAUUGUGUGGUCCAGGCUGGUCCUGCCCAGUCUCCCCCAGCAGAGGUGGGUCCCUGCCCAUGCUGAGGGCUCUGGAGCUCAUUGGUCCCAUCCCAGCACCUGCAGCUCUUGGUCCAUCCCCAGGGUGUGGAGCAGGAGUCCCUGGAGAGCUGGGAAAGCAGCUCAGCUGCAGCCUUGGACUUGGUGGCCACCCUUCCAGUCAGCCUUGGGAUGUCUCUCCUUGAUGACAUCAUGGGAUUGGUGCUGCUGCUGCUGAGGCGUUACUUGAGGAAAAGUAGCCGGAGGAGCUGUCCAUCGUCUGUCACUUGUCUGUCCUGUCGUCUAGUGACAAGGCUGCAUUUCUCAGCCCACCAUGCAAGUGCUCUGCUGUCCUGUUUCUUGCCCUUGCUGAAGAAGAGCUGUGUCUCCAGCUCAGGAGUGGACCUGGCCAGCCACAGCCCUGUGUCUGUCAACCCAACAGAGUGGGAGGGUGAGGAUCUCCUCAGAGAGCUUCCAGUGCUUUGUCCUGGGGGCGACUCCUUCCCCAGCAGUCAGUGUUUUACCCUGAGUCCAAAACAAGAGAAUUUAUAUUUUUAAUUUGAUUAGCCCCCUAUGAAUUAAAGCAAUACUAUUCUUGG